Phacochoerus africanus (Common warthog) is the source of this 1695-nucleotide messenger RNA. RefSeq lists its product as uncharacterized. NCBI's taxonomy places the organism in Eukaryota, Metazoa, Chordata, Mammalia, Artiodactyla, Suidae. The record is from RefSeq and is a predicted model, not a curated record. The transcript is spliced from 2 exons. The coding region runs from base 389 to 1378 and encodes 329 amino acids.
GUGGGGGCACGGGUCCAGAGCAGCCUGCGGGCCUGAGGCAAGAGCAGGGGGCAGGGUCGGGACGCGGGCAGGGCUCUUCACGCGCCAAGGACUGCUCACACGUGCAUCAGUGUUGCACACGCGUGUGCCGUGAGGCGGCGAGAAGAGCACGGCCAAGCCGUGUACGCAGAGACCCCCCGCCAGGCAGCCAGAGAACGCAGCUCCAGAUGCAGGGUCAAGGGUCCACAGGCAGCCGGUCCGCCGUCACAGGCCGGGAAGACCACUCACGUGUGCCGAGUCCAUGCUCCCGACCUGGGGUCACCCUGCGUGACCCUGCGGCCGGGCUCGGGGCAAGGAGAGCCUCACACGCGCAGCCCGGGCCUGCCCACCUUGGAAGGUCGGCGGCGAGAUGUCUGCCCACAACAUGUCCUGGAUCCGGUACCCCAGCCGCGUCUCCACGGACGUCGAGGCUGUCAUAGCCGCGCAGGGCGUUGUGUCCAGAUGCACGCUCGUCUACGCGGUUCUGUUCGUCCCCGUGAGCCUGGCGGCCGGGCUCUUCAACCUCGCCACCUUCCUCCGCGGCCGUGCCAGGCUGGGGGGCCUGGACGUCUGCCUGCUGGACCUCACCGCCACCGGCCUGCUGGCAACGCUGCUCUCGCUGGCGGCCAUCGGCCGGCCGGACUACCUGGCCACGACCAACCUGGGCUGUGCCGUCCUCUCCCUUCUGUCCAACGCCUGCUACUUCAACGCCCAGUACGUGCAGCUGGUGCUGCUCUUUGCGUUCCUGCUGCGGCGACCCCCGCCCUGCCUGCGCGCGGCCGCCCAGGGGCCCCGGGGGCCUGCCGCCAGCCUGGCUGCCGCUGGGGGCUGUGCUGUCUGCAGCUCCCUGGGGGCCGUGGCCCUGCUGGGCACCUCUGGGGAGCUUGACCACACCACGCUGUGUCAGGCGGACCCCCUGACCGCCUGGCCUGAGUACGAGAUGGUGAAAGUCAGCCUGGGCUUCGGGCUGGCCCUGGUCCUGCAGCUGGCGUUCCUCGUCCUGCUCGGUGUCCAGCGGGCCAGGCGGGCCGCUCCGGCCCAAAGGGACGCGGCCUCCGCUUGCCCGGUGGUUCCGGCCAUCGUCCUGACCACGUUCGCCUGCCGCCUCUUCUACAACGUGGCACUCGUCCGGCGGGCCAGGCUGAAGCUGCAAAGGGACAUCGGCUCCCCCGGGGACGAGCUGCUCAUGAACCUGGCGGAGCUGGCCCUGUUUGGAGAGAGCUGCGUGGGCUCCCUGGCCACGCUCUUCCUCCACAAGCCGUGCAGGCUGGCCCUGCGCAGCGUGCCAGCGCGUCUCUGCCAAAGCCGCAGGAGAGGAGCGGCCGGCACCAGCUUCGCCCUCAACGGAGUGGGGGGCUAGCUUGGAGCCCCGCCUGCCGGACGCAAGCCUGCGGCCAGAGGGGGCUCCCCGCAGUGCUGCAGAGCCUCGGCGGCCUGGGGAGUGCCCAGGGCAGGACAGGCCGUCCGGGGGGCACUUCCCAGAGCCCAGCUGUCUGGCUUCCCCCCCAGUUUGCGCCACGCUCGACACCUCAGCCCAAACCGACACCCCCAGCCGGAGGGAUGUGCCCAGCAUGGGGAGCGAGCGCUGGCCGAGCCCGGACAGGGGCGGAAGGUCCUGAGGUGUCUGCUUGCCGGCACCCCCCUCCCCCCAUCAAAGGGCAGGGAGCAAUCUUGAAA